AGAACCUGUUCGGUGGCUGCAGGUGGCUGAAGACGGCCUUGCAAUCAUCUCUACUGUAUGGGCAGGAAAGUAUCUAGUCGAAGCAACGCAAGAGGCGGGGUCAAUAUUACGACAUGCACCAUGACAACAAGGUCAUUCACUCUGGAUGAAGCUCUACAGGGCUCGGAACACAACCCCAUUAACUCAGGUUGUUCCCAAUAUCCCAACACCUCGCUAUUGUCGUCGCUAUCGCCGUCACCACCGAUACAGCCAUGCGUGCCACAUCUAGCUUCACGAUAGCCAUUACCGGCCUUCUGUUGGCAAACCAAGGUUCAACAUACCCGAUCGACAACGACGUCCAACUUCCCUUCAACGAGGGAGAACUUCAGCAGCCUUUCUCCGAUGGCUCGUAUUCCUUCUUUUCGACCAUUAGAGACGUCCUAGUUGAUCACGAAAUCAUCGGCGACGUCCUUGACGACUUUGAACCCUCCUACUACCUCGACAUCAGCUACCCGAAUUCCCACGAGACUGUCCUCUUGGGAAACGACAUCCCCGUCGACUCAGUAUCGAACCGACCCGUCUUCACCUUCCACUCCAUAAAUUCUCCAUCCAACACGGACGGAGGCAAGAAGUCUACCUUCACCCUCGUCUUGACGGAUCCUGAUGCCAAGUCUCGCGACAAUCCAAAGUGGUCUGAAAUGUGUCACUGGAUCCUCACCAACUUGACCACCCCGAUCCCAGUGCCUCCCGCGGUGUUCCAGGUCAUGAAAGCCAAACCCGGUGAGCUCGAGGAAUAUCUUUCGCCGGGUCCACCCCCAAAAACGGGCGCGCAUCGAUAUGUUUUCGUCUUGUUGGAAGGCGAAACUUCGACCCUGAAGGCGCCAGCCGACAGAAAGCACUGGGGCUAUGGCAAGCCCAGACACGGGGUGCGGAACUGGGCAAAGGAAAACGAUUUGACUGUUGUGGGCGCGAACUUCUUCUAUGCUCAAAAUGAGGAGCAAUAGUGGAAAUGGGCCUGGUUUCCAGAAACCAACAAUUUCUUCAUGUCCGAGCUUCCUUAAAAAGCCGUAUCGCUGCAAAACCUCUCCACACCUCGUCCAUAGCGUCCUUUCCCUGCUUCAAGUGCUUCUCAGCUGCCCCCAAGGAAGCCACAUCGGCCGCCUCGGCUGCAAACAUCCACGCUUCAAGUCGUGUCGACACUUCGUCCUGCGUCUCCGUUCCAGUAUCCUUAUUUUGCUUGUCGCCAAAAGUGGAUCUAGCGUGCACGAAGCGUCCGGAGCCAGCAAGGAGCGGAAAGGCUUGGAGGAGCUGGCUUUCAUCGCUGUGUCUGUCAAGCAUGUUGAUUGUAGUGGCGGAUUCUUUGCGCAGCUGUUCGUCCAUCAGCGUGAGGUGGGAGGACGACAUUCUCUGUUGCUGUAGAGAUGGGAGUAAACAUUUUUCCACCGUAUUUGUAAGAUCAGUGGCUCGAGGCUUUAAUGGUUGCUCCACUGACUUGUUGCCUCCUGGGCUUUGCGACUCUUUCUCGGGUAGAGGUGAUCUCAAAUCGGUGGCAGCAGAGAGGAGCCGUCUCCGCGCCUCGACAUACUGAUCGUAUUGAAUGCCAAUCUGC
Cladophialophora immunda is the source of this 1588-nucleotide messenger RNA. RefSeq lists its product as uncharacterized. Gene Ontology annotation, biological process: regulation of proteolysis; regulation of Ras protein signal transduction. The record is from RefSeq and is a predicted model, not a curated record. Gene Ontology annotation, molecular function: peptidase inhibitor activity; phospholipid binding. Bases 252 to 983 code for a protein of 243 amino acids. The transcript has a single exon. Lineage: Eukaryota; Fungi; Ascomycota; Eurotiomycetes; Chaetothyriales; Herpotrichiellaceae.